AUGCUUUACGCAGGCAGGUUUGUCACUCGUAACCUGGUUAGACCAUUCACUACAGCCCCAUUCGUAGAACGCACAAAGGCUCUCUUAGCUGAGGCAGCACUGCAAGCCAAAAAGACCGAAGAAGUAUCCAAAGCUUGGCUAUUGAAAGAAAAUGAUGAAAAAUUGCCGAAAGCUGGAGUUUACAAGCAUCCUUACUGCACUGAGGAGUUCCCAAUUUCGAUUCACGGCGACUACUUAUAUAGAAUUAUCCUAAAGACUGUAGGCCCUGAGCCAGUUUCUCCUCACUUCGAUAGCAUUGAGGAGUUUGGAAAAUGGUUCAACUAUUUCUUCCUCUUUCUCGGUUUUUGCAUUGUAAUGAGAUCUCACCAAAACCAUGCAUUUGGCUUCGUUGUCUUUAACAUGAUGUUCGGUUUAGAAAUAUGGCUUUAUACACUAGCUAUUUAUUUCAUGAGAGGAACUGCAAUGAUUGUUCCAAACCCAUGGAAACAUAUAUGGAUGGAAUAUAACAUGAACCAAAUGAUCUCUGCUACCUGGGAAAACGAAGAAAACGGAGCUUUCGAGAAGAAGAAAGAAUCUGUGAGCCAAGCUGAUUAUAUGAGAAUCCACAACGAAUAUAUCGGCACCAAGACAUUUUUGUUAGAAAAACACUUACAAACUAGCAGACUUCUGCUUAAGAAGCAUACUUAUGAAAGAACUAUUGCAGCCUUGAGGGCAGCAGAUAGAUUUGAAAAGGAUAAUGCUGAAAAACUCCUUCGAGACAUGUUAGACUCAGCUGUGGUGAAAAUGGAAAAAGAUUUAGAAGCUGACAAAGGUGAAAUUAAGAAACAGGCUUUCCAAGCAGCAUUACAAGGAAUCAGACAAGGAAAAAUGAGCUAUGAAGGUGAUCCUCUAUUGCCAAGAGUUUUGAAAUACGUUGAUGAAUUCAAGGCCAAGGCUGAAAAGUUCUCCCCUGAGGUUGUAGCUGAACUUGUAGGAUUAAAGGCAGACCAAAAAGAAGUGCUGAAAAGCAACGAUAAGAAAGCAGAAGAGUACUUUUUGAAAACUCUGCCACCUAUUAAACAUCCAAAAGUGCUAGAAAGUAGCAAAUUCAAGUCUUUGAGUGCUUAG
Molecule: messenger RNA, 1107 nt
Organism: Blepharisma stoltei
Lineage: Eukaryota; Ciliophora; Heterotrichea; Heterotrichida; Blepharismidae
Source: the annotation of a GenBank genome assembly